Molecule: messenger RNA, 3993 nt
Organism: Didymosphaeria variabile
Lineage: Eukaryota; Fungi; Ascomycota; Dothideomycetes; Pleosporales; Didymosphaeriaceae
Exons: 8
Coding region: 1-3993 (1330 amino acids)
Molecular function (GO): metallopeptidase activity; phosphatidylcholine lysophospholipase A1 activity
Source: RefSeq, a predicted model, not a curated record
AUGCGGCCUUCAUUCGUAACUUUCUCGUCUCUAAUACUCAAUUUGUUAUCCCUCGAUUGGGCUGUCGCCGCUUCCAUAGGAGUUAUUGCUCGGACGCCGACUCUGGACAAUGACACCUCUCCGGUCGACCUUCCUAGUUCUGCGGCCUCAACACUCCUUACAACCUUGGCCGAGAAUGAAACAUUGUCUGAUGAGGAUCGAAAUCCAUAUGUCGUCCAUUCCGAUCAGAUCCCCAUGUUCAACGAAACCAAAUACAGUGCCCCUAACAUCAGUGUCCUUGACACAAAUGAAACUUCAUCAAAGGGAAAACGCCAAAAUCCCAAUAACGUUUCUCUACGAAUUAUGCCUCUUGGUGCUUCCAUCACUCAAGGCUUGAACACAGUGGAGCACCCCGAUGCGUCCACUGAUAUCGGUUACCGUUUGCCAUUAAGGCAAUGGCUGAGGAAUAGGGCUUACGAAGUCAAUUACAUUGGAAGCAAGAAGAACGGAAAUUUUGCUGACAACGAGAACGAGGGACAUCCAGGUCUUCAGAUUCACGCAGUCCAUGAAGUCAUGAACCCUGUGUUAACGAACCAGAAGCCCAAUCUUGUGCUUUUGAACGCGGGUACCAAUGACUGCGUGCAGGCCGAUGACUCAACUUUAACGCCAGUGGACACCGGCAUCACUUGGGUCACGAAAAUUCCGGAUCGAAUGAGGAGCAUGCUUAACGACAUCUACGACCAAAGCGAGGGAGUGACUGUUAUCCUUUCGACACUACUUCCUAACUUCACUCCAGGCACUACUGGCGGAUACAUCACGCUUGCCAACUCAGGCAUCCGCGAUCUGUACAAUGAACAGAAGGCGUUAGGUCGUCGCAUCAUACUCGCUGAUAUGGACAUGGAUGGCUAUUGGAAUCAAGCUGCGGAUUACAGUGAUGUUACCCAUCCCAACGACGCCGGGUACAAGAAGAUGGCAGGCAUUUGGGCUGCAGCUUUCCUUGAAUUAGAGCAAGCCUCCUUUCUGGUUGAGCCUGUCGAAACAGGACUCGGUGAUGAUGACUCCUCGGGCGAAUGCAUGCCGAGCAGUGGUAGCUUUGGCUCAGCCGUGACCUCUGUCGACUUCGAUUGGGGUGCAAACGAUGGCGCCUAUUCGCACUCUUCAACGUUGAAGAUGACCGAGACUUGGAGUGUGGGACCCUUUAACGAGUCCCUUCUGAGCUACAACCAGUUCCACUUUGCUCAACUUGUCAGUUUCGAUGACACGGAUCUCCUCGCGCAUGACGAGUUGGUUGUCAUCCUCGAUCCGGAACAAAGAGCCUACAAUUCGAAGAAAAGCUCCAAGACUCUUCCCAAGGCUUAUCUCCAAUAUAAGUACAAUUACGGAAAUGGAGAGCUUGACGAAAAUUGGACCGAGGUCGAUAUUGUCGGCCAAGGAACGCCAGAAUGCCUAAGUCGCGGUGUGCGCUUUGGCGACGUGAAUGGAGAUGGCCUUGACGACUUCAUCUGCGUCAACUCCGAGGGAUCACCGUUUGUAUCUCUAAACCGUGGAGGAAGUCCGCCUGAAUUCGAAUAUAUCGGCCAGAUAUAUAGCGACCGAUUCACUCAAGCGCAAAGUCGACUAGCCGAUAUUGAUGGAGACGGGCGUCUUGACUAUUGUGGUAUGGACGUGAGUGGUGACGCUUGGUGCCAUCGCAAUGGUGGCACGGGCGAUGCUCCGACUGCCAAGUACAAAGGAUAUUGGCAAGGAAUGCUACUGGGUGCAGGUGGGCCGACCUGGGAUAGUCUUCAGACGGACAUUGCAGGCGUUCGCUUCCUAGACAUCAAUGGUGACGGUCGCGCCGAUUACGUCUUUGUCAACGAUGAUGGCUCAACAACCAUUUACAUCAACCAACGCGGUGACCGGGAUGAUGGUCCUGGUCUCAAGCCACACUGGCGCCAGGCUUCAGUCUCCCACAAAGGCUUUCCUGGAGAUGAUACCAUGUCCCGGAACAGGAUCCUCUUUGGAAGGGUCUACGGCUCCGGGCGUCAAGAUUACAUUCAGAUCAUUGAGAGCAAAUCCGGUAAAGAAUACUCGUACAAAUUCUCUGUGUGGGAGAACACUGGCUCUGGUGGCACCAAACUUAACGGCGAUGGCGUUCGUUUUUGCGAUCUCGAUGGAGAUGGCUUAGACGAUCUUGUCAACAUUUGGGGUGGCGGAAUGGUCGACGCACAGAAACGUGUCGAUAAUGGUGAUGGCAGCUUUUCUUGGAAAGACUGGGGCCGUAUUGCUGAACUGGCUAUCGACAGAAAAUUCGUCCAUCUCGCUGAUUGGGAUGGGGACGGACGUUGCGAUUUGCUCACGGUCGACAAGUCCACUGGCAACGUCGUUCUCCACACGAACAAUUAUGCGAUAGGACGAUUCGAGAAUGGCGACGGUACUUACGAAGAUCUCAGCCCUCAUAUUGCUGCAGGCACAUCGGUCGUUGGUGGUGGAUUGUGCCCGCAAGGGUUCUCUCCCGCUGCCAAUAAUCUCGCUGUUCACUUUGGAGACUUGGAUGGUGACGGAAGAGCCGACUAUCUUUGUAUGGAUCCUGAUGGUCGGACCGUUGGCUGGCUGAACCUGAAAAGUGGUCUCUCCGCCCUGAACCAAAUCAAGGUCAGCGUUGGUUUCGACCGCGCUAACCAUCGCUGGGCCGAUGUCGAUGGUGACGGCAAGGUCGACUUCAUCUGGGUUGAUAAACACACGGGCAAUGUCCAGUUCUGGAAAAACAAUGGCUUCAUCCCCUCCAUUGGCAGCUCAAUGAAUUGGGUUGGGUACUCGAGCUCUUGGAUGACUGGCCAAGAACGCGGCGAGAAUAUCUUGUUUCCUUCCAUGGUCAAAGACUCCAAGAGAGCUGAUUACCACGUAGUUCACCCAAGGACAGGCCGUGGCACCACCUACCUCAACAACUGCAGCGGUGACGGCGGCGUUGGCCCAGGCCCAGAUGACGGUGCAGGCCCCGCGGAUCCAGGUCUUUCUAUUCCAAGUUUGCCAGACCCUAACGGCGGAAGCGACAGUGGUGACUCCAGCUGUGUGUACGAUAAACGAAGUCUCGGCCGGCGUGCAACUUGCAUUUCGCCUGAUGCUGCCGUGAUUGCAGCAGCAUCGUCGAAACUCCCAGGCGUUGACUGGGUAACGACAGCCAAAACGUGCAACGAACCCGCCUUUUCGGAUCUUGUGGAUACGCACGCCAAGGCAAUAGAGAUGAUGGAGUUCACUCCUGAUCUCAAACUAGCCUGGGAAACACCAGGGUUCAAUCGCUAUUUCGUCGCAUCUACGCUUUGGCAAGAGACCGCUGCCUGGGAUGCGCAGAGUGGAAAGUAUGCAGCGGUCCUGGACUGGGCGCGAAGGACCCCAGGCGUUCCCAUCACUCCGCAAAAGCAAACGACAUACUACUGCGGAAAUCCAUCAUGGGCGAAACCCGCAGACUAUUGUUCCGCCUACACUGGAGCGAAAACGUUUACACCGACGUACAACCCUGACUGUCAAAAUUGCAAUCAAAUUGCUCUCUGCCAGAAGUAUUUCGACACCAAACGCGUGGAUGAGAUCACCGCAACGAAGCAACGAGUAGAAGACCUUCCCUAUGGGCAACAAUGGGCGUCGCGCGAACACAUGCUGAUUCACGAAUGGUUCCACAAUUACAUGAACGACGCUGUUCCGAGCGCAAGAUGGCAUGUUGAGGACGUUCAGGACACUAUUGACGGACAGAAACUCCCCAUAUAUGGCGCGGGCAGAGCGGCCCAUUACGCGUGGCAAGGAGUUGGGAGCGGGUCUGUCCUUGACGGAACUAUCAUGGAGAAGACGAUGGAAAAUGCUGAUAGCUUUGCUUGGAUGAUCUCAUACAACUGGUACGACGAGGUGUGGGUAUGGGCUGAUGAUGGCCGGUGGAGGGGAACCACGACCAAGCGUGAUAUGGAUGAGGAUAAUCUGGUUGUGCGGAAGGAAGGCUUGUGGGAGAGGUCUGUAAAUAGACUCAAGAGCUGGCUUCUCCAUUAG